AUGAGCGAAGUUUGCAGCGAUCACGAGAUGGCUCUUCCGCCGCCGAAGGAAAUGGUGGAGAGUGUCUUAUAUGCCGUCGACCAGAUGCGGCACCAACAGAACGCCUGGAAUGAAGAGAUGCAUCGUUUUUUUGCCACCGAAGCUCGGCAGCAGGAGGAGAGCGAUCGCCUGACGAGACAGGUUCAGGAUGCGGAGGCCACUUCACUGGGCGAUGCAUCUUUUGCCGGCUGGGUUGCACGCCGCGCCGAGAUGGAACUUGGAGAAGAUAUGAUUAAAAGGUGGUAUCACAUCAAUGGUUUACUGGCGAAAACCCCCUUCGUGGCUAUUGUGCCCUGCCCACGGUGUCUGUCAACGUCGGGGAGGGUAGAAUUGGCGAGUGCCGUUGACGCGCUCGAGCUUGAACGCUCUUUCAUUCAGACAGUCCCGUUACAUCUCCCGCUGUCAAAGAUUGCACCUACAUUUAUACCCUCAUCCUUUCACCUUCCCCGGACCAGAAAUGUCUCGAAAUCGAGUCUUGGCAACCUGCAGUAUGUUGGUGUGCCUUGCACUUACGGGAAAGAUUUCUUGAACCUUCUUUCCGAGUGUUCAUUGCUUGCCGCAGCCAUUGAUCGCACACCAUGUCUUUUAUUGAAUGACUAUAUUCCUCGUGCCGCAUUGUGUAUUCAUUCUGUGACAGUAGGCGGUAUAUGCGUGGCAGCAGAGGUGGCUUGUGAUGUCCGUUUCGCCACCAAAAUAGGCCUCGAUCUUCCCAUACACGAGCAAGAAAAGAAUGGGAAAGACAUUGAUGUGUUGUCACGGGCAUUGAAGAAGUUUCUGGAAGAUGAAAUUGCCCCUUUUCUUGCAAACCGCUCUUUUCGUGCGUUUCUUCUCGCUGAAUCCGUUUCUGGACGCGAGAGGGAUCUUUGGUCGGAUCAACACCCCCUCUUGGAGACUGACUUGCGUUUUCGACUGUUGAAUAUCGAUACGCUGGAUGGGUGUGAGUUUGAAUGCUUCACUCAACAGAAUAUCCUUGACAUUGUUCAGCGUAUGACGCAAUGCCAUGAUGAGAACGGUCGCUUUUACCCCGUCUUACGGUUCCUCGAGCCUCCUGUCACGAGUCACGGGUCUGAGAACACAGACCCAAAGUAA
Messenger RNA from Trypanosoma cruzi, 1128 nucleotides. RefSeq lists its product as uncharacterized. The transcript has a single exon. Lineage: Eukaryota; Euglenozoa; Kinetoplastea; Trypanosomatida; Trypanosomatidae. The record is from RefSeq and is a predicted model, not a curated record. The coding region runs from base 1 to 1128 and encodes 375 amino acids.